CACCCCUUUUUUGCAGAAGCUAGAGCUGUACACAAGCUAGCUCGGUGCUGACUCAAGAAUCUACUCUGCUGCUAGCUAGAGACGACACUCAUGAGGAGCACAUGGUCCGAACGAGAGAAGUUUUAUGAGACUUUGAUUCUAGACAGCUCCUGUAUUUGUACCAGCAUAUCAAGUAGUAAUGGCUAGCAGUCAAGGAGCAAGUCAGCUGUUCCAGGUCCUGUAUCUCGGCAGUACACGGGUGGACAGACACUGCUCGCACACCAUCAUGCCCUGGAUCGCAGAGGAACUGAAACUACGAACAGAGCAGAAGAUAUUCACCUGGCUUAAUCCUGGUGAAAACGGGGUGUCAUAUGUGGCCAACACUGGAGUGGAGUUAUUUCACCACGCUUACUCCACCAUACUCCGCUGUGCCACCGGAGUAGACGGCAUUACCUUUGCUUACAUCAUCAGAGAGGAGGAUGGGAGUCGCUAUACCUGCCAUGUGUUCCAGUGUCUAACUCCUGAAGAGGCUAACAGCUGAUGAAGAGCUCAGGGCGAGUGCCCAAGGCGACAGUGAAGCCACGCCCACCACUGCCAAUCUGCCUCCUCCGACAAGCUACGUGGUGUAUUACGUGGGCAGCGUUGGAGUUCGUUCUUCGACCCACUCGAGCGACCUGCUGGACUCUCUGCUGGAGAAACACUGCACCAGCAGAGACGCAGGAAACUCAGCAGAAGAGAGAUACUGCCUCAGCUAAUGAGGACACAAACACAGCACAAAGAAAGCCGUCAGCAACAAUCUACACAUGACAGUGGCAGAGAAGACGUCACCACAUCAGUCUCUUCACGACUCAAGGGAGAAGAGGGAGAGGGGGGAAUAUUGGGUAAUGGAGGAGAGGGGGAAAUCUAUGGGAUAGGGGAAGGGGGGCGGGUGGAAGGGGAAGGGGGAGAAAGGAGAAUGGGCAUCAGAGAUUCUCGGUCGCAAGGCUCUUCAGUGGCGGAGGGUGGGAGAGGAAUGAGGAGGGAGGACAGCUGUGAUGUGUCCAUCAGGCUCACCAGGGCCACUCCAGAGAGGUUGUUUCGUGACGAGGGAGAGAUUGAGGGGCAAGGGGAGGAGGAGAGAGCGGUUGAGAAGGAGGAGGUGAACGGUGAAGAGACAGAGGCCGAGAAGUCGCUGAGUCUUCUUCCCGAUAGAGGAGCGGAGUUUGUCUACAAUUCUGACAACGACGACGACUCUCACACGACAGGGAGCAGUACUUCCUGCAACACCCCAGAUCCCACCGGCCGAGUGGGGGAUCUUACUCCAACUAACGGAGUUACUCCGGCUUACUCUGACCCCAAACUCUUCGACAGGCACCAGAAGUUGUUGGUUCAAGAGCAGGAUGAACGCCCAGCCUCCUGUCCCCCUCCCCCUGUAGACCAUACAAAGAACAUUGGCGAAAAUCUGGAGAGGGAGAGAGAAGACAGUCCGGGUUUUCAGGCAACUAGUGAGCUCAAUAAUGAAGGGAGUGCCCCACCAAAUGAGGUAGAGGGUGGAGCUGGGCCUGUUGAGGGUCUGCCACACACGCUGCAGAAUGGAGCCGUGGAGGAAGUCGGGGAUUCUAGUUUUGACACCUCCCCGAGUUGACUGGUCUCAGAGAUACUCCCCAGUUCAAGGCUCUGGGUCCAGGGGAGGGAGGGGGAGGAGGAGGAGGGGAGGGAGGGGAAGAGGUGAGACUGGUGAUAGCUCCCAACAUGGUCCAGGUGGUCAGUGCCGAUGGGUCAAAGGUCAUUCUGAGGCGCACAAUUCGCAGCAUUGCCUGCUGCACACAGGGAGAAAAGAGAGCAGAGUUUGUUGGAUUUGUAUGUCGAGAAGGCCAGAGCAAACAGAGCCACAUCUGUCACAUAUUCAGAGCUGCAUCUCAAGCCAUGGCAACUGCAGUGAUGGACUCAUUCAAGUCGUCAUUUGUCGAGGCCCUCAACUCCUCUCCGUCUGCCAUGUGUGACUCGUGUCCCCUCAAACAGCUGCACCUCCUCUGUCAGAGUCUGGAAGGCGUAUCAACUCCAGUGGCGCAGUCCAGGAUCCAAGAAUGUCUGUCACAACUGAGUGAGGGUGACUACAACUGUAUCAUGUCGGAAUACAAGUCAUCAGAACACGCCGACCACGAGUUCACUCAGCUGGUGGUCCUGGUGUCUCUAAUUAGAGAGCACCUCCAGAAGAAACAGGAGGAACACAUCCACCCCAUCACCACCACCUCGUCCUCCGAUGGCAGUCUUCUUCAGACCAAGAACCACCAACCUGUCAAACCGGUACGACUCUCGAAACUCGAGCGGGCAAAACUGGCUCUCACGAGCUCGUUUGACAACCUCCGGAAGGGUAGUACGGGGAAAACGACAGAGAAACGAACGAGACAAUUUGGGAAGUCGCUCACCACGGACGAUGCCGCUGGUCCUGUUUCUUCUCUCCUGGCGACCCAAGACAGACGAGCGUCACUAGACCCAAAGCUACUGGCAGAGAAGAGAGGGAAAAUGGGGCUGGAGAGGAGCUCUUCUGCGAAGGUUCCCGCGGCUUUAAUGGAGGGAGGAGGGGAUAGUAGCGGAGGAGAGGAGAUGGGAGGGAGGGUGGGAGGGAGGACUCGAACUGGGAGCUGGCUACAGAGGUUCCGUGGCUCUAAACAGGCAGCGAGCUCGUCGCAGGACGAGGAAUCGGAUGGAGAGAUGGCAACCCAGCAACAGAUGACGACAUGUGAGGGAGGAGAAGAGGAGAGGAGGGAGCCAUCGCCCGUGGGUUCGUCCUCACCGAAGGAAAUCAGACCGGCUCAUAAACUGGAGAGAUUUGAGGGCAAGGAAGACCUCCCCGCUUCUCCUCUUACUACCAGUCCUCUCGAGAAAUCUUACCCCCCUGCCCCCCCUCCGACCCUC
Geodia barretti is the source of this 2877-nucleotide messenger RNA. Lineage: Eukaryota; Metazoa; Porifera; Demospongiae; Tetractinellida; Geodiidae. The record is from the annotation of a GenBank genome assembly.